GACUACAUAAGUUCCCCAAAUGCAAAUACCAUUGAACGCCACCUACCUUUCCACCUUUCUCUCUCUUCAAAGGUGGCUUCAGACCCUAGGACUCAUCAUCUUCUCCAGUUUGCUGAAAGUUUCAGCAAAUAGAAGUGAUGGGCCAGAGAUUAAGCUGUGCAGUUAGCCAUGAAGAACACGUCCUCUUCACUGCUGUCCAGUUUGGUGACAUAGUGAGUUUGCGGAUGCUUUUGGAAGGAGACCCAACUCUUAUCCAUCAGACCACUGUCUACGAUCGCUACUCUUCUCUUCAUAUAGCUGCCGCCAAUGGCCAGAUCGAGAUUCUCAGUAUGCUUCUGGAGACAUCUGUUAAUCCUGAUUUGUUGAAUCGCCUUAAGCAAACUCCAUUGAUGCUGGCUGCAAUGCAUGGGAAAAUUUCUUGUGUUGAAAAGCUUAUUGAAGCUGGAGCUAAUAUUUUGAUGUUUGAUUCAGCUCAUAGAAGGACCUGCCUGCACUAUGCUGCUUACUAUGGUCAUUCUGAUUGCCUCCAAGUCAUUCUUUCGGCUGCUAGUUCCCCCCAUGUUUCUGCAUCUUGGGGAUAUGCUAGAUUCGUGAACAUUAGAGAUGGUAAAGGAGCAACACCUUUGCAUUUGGCUGCAAGACAGAAACGAUCUGGAUGUGUUCAUACUCUUCUUGAUAAUGGAGCUCUUGUGUGCGCUUCAACUAGCGGAUAUGGUAUCCCAGCAAGCACUCCUCUUCAUUUGGCUGCAAGAAGUGGCUCAAUAGAUUGUAUCCGCGAAUUGUUGGCUUGGGGUGCUGAUCGCCUUCAGAUAGAUGCAUCUGGGAGAAUUCCUUACACUGUUGCUUUAAAGUAUGGCCAUGGUGUUUGUGCUGUCCUUCUAAAUCCUUCAUCAGCAGAGCCUAUUGUUUGGCCAUCGCCUUUGAAGUUUAUAAGUGAACUUAAUGCAGAGACAAAGUCUCUGCUAGAACAGGCUUUAAUGGAGGCAAACAAGAAAAGGGAGAAGAAUAUUUUGAAGGGAACCGAUUAUCUACUCCCUUCUCCAUCGCAUUCUGAUGCCGCGACUGAUGAUAAUAUUUCCGAGGCAAGUGACAGUGAACUAUGUUGCAUAUGUUUUGAACAAGUCUGUACAAUAGAAGUCCAAGAUUGUGGCCACCAAAUGUGCGCUCAAUGCACUUUAUCGCUAUGCUGUCACAACAAGCCCAACCCGUUGACUGCAUCUUUGGCAAUCCCGGUUUGCCCUUUCUGUAGAAGCACCAUAGCUCGGUUAGCAGUUGCAGCCAAGGUCAAAACGGGUAGUAUGGAAUCAGAUAUCGAUGUUUCUUCUUCCCCUAAGCCAAAAUGGUCGAAGAAAUCGAAGAAUCUAAAUGAGGGGGGAAGCAGCAGUUUCAAGGGUUUGACAGGUUCAUUCAAAAUGGGUGGUCGUGGCUCAGGAAGGAUCUCCUUUGAAAUAGUUGCUGAUAAAGAUUGAUGGAUUUUGGGGUAUGUAUAGACUAGAUUUGGUGUCCUUCCAAUUGUAUUAUAGAGUGGGUUUGGGGAAUAAGUCUAUAUUUUGCUUUGAAGAAAGCUCUUAUUUUACAGUUAUUUUUGUGUUGAGGGUGGAAUGGGAUCGGAUGGAUUUUUUUUCUUUCAGUUUUUAGUAACCAUCCAUCAGUAAUCCACAAAUGGUGAAAAUAGAGCCAUUAUGAAGAAAUGAGCAAGUGUUGGAAAUUGUAUGCUCAAUUCAAUUGUUGGCUUCUUUA
Messenger RNA from Impatiens glandulifera, 1740 nucleotides. Its product is annotated as putative E3 ubiquitin-protein ligase XBAT31. The record is from RefSeq and is a predicted model, not a curated record. The coding region runs from base 138 to 1469 and encodes 443 amino acids. The transcript is spliced from 8 exons. Gene Ontology annotation, molecular function: protein binding. NCBI's taxonomy places the organism in Eukaryota, Viridiplantae, Streptophyta, Magnoliopsida, Ericales, Balsaminaceae.